Messenger RNA from Diuraphis noxia (Russian wheat aphid), 1139 nucleotides. Its product is annotated as UDP-glucosyltransferase 2-like. Gene Ontology annotation, molecular function: UDP-glycosyltransferase activity. Lineage: Eukaryota; Metazoa; Arthropoda; Insecta; Hemiptera; Aphididae. The record is from RefSeq and is a predicted model, not a curated record.
ACGCCGAACGUCGUGUACGUGGGCGGCAUACAUCUGAAACCCGCCAAAACCAUACCAAAAGACAUAUUAGAUUUUAUAGAAGAUUCGCCACAAGGAGUGAUUUUCUUAACGUUCGGUUCCACGAUUAAAGUGUCGUCGUUUCCAGAACAUAUCRAAAAGUCGUUUAAAGAAGCGUUGGCCGACAUUCCUCAGAGAGUUUUGUGGAAGUACGAGGGUGAAAUGAAGGACAAACCGAAAAACGUGAUGACCAGGAAAUGGUUUCCUCAACGAGAAAUACUAUUACAUCCCAAAGUGAAACUGUUUAUCAGUCAYGGAGGUAUGUCCGGAGUGUACGAAGCUGUGGAUGGCGGGGUUCCCGUACUUGGAAUUCCGGUUUUUUACGAUCAACCGAGAAAUAUUGAACAUUUGGUCCUGGCYGGAAUGGCGAWAUCCAUGGACCUGUUGUCGACGACCAGAGAAAAACUGUCCAACGCCAUUUCCGAACUCAUCAACGACGAAAGAUACGCGAAAAACGCAAAAAUUGCUUCGGACCGAUUCAAAGACCGACCGAUGACUCCGCAACAGACGGUCGUUUAUUGGACGGAAUAUGUGAUCCGUCACAAAGGCGCUCCACACUUGAGAUCUCACGCUCUGAACCUCACGUGGUAUCAGUACAUAUUGUUGGACGUAAUGGCCGUUGUGUUGGUUUUUGUUUUCCUAGUCACAUUCGUAUUAUUUAAGGUUUUCAAAUGUAUAAAAGGUUUUAGAAACGACAAAGUCAAGACUCAGUGAGUAUAGUCAACGAUCGUUGUGAUAACAAAUACUACACCAUUACAUACGGAUAGUGUAGCAGUGUUUAUCUAUUACUAUUAUAAUUUUUACUUUUARUAUUGUUAUUAUAUAAACUGUUAUUACUAUCGUUAUUAUAUUAUGUUUAUGUUAGAAUAUCAUKGUUGUUGUGUAUAAUCCGGUGAUAAAUGGAUUACUAAAAUAAACAAAAUGUGCAAUAGAAAAUAGAAAAAAUGUAUCGAUUAAACAAUAUAGUAAAUAUCAGGGGCGAAAAAAACUUCUARUUAUCGAAAGUUCGACUUACAGAGGUUCGAGUUAUCGAGGUUCUACUGUAUUUUAUUUAAUUCCUUUAAAAUUAUUAAGAAGAUCAA